CUGUCAGUGAGCGUCAGUCUCGAAGGAGUGGUCCUGGUAGUGUCCUCGUUUGCGCGACGCCAGGAUCCCCAGGCAUUGUCCUUUGUGAGAGGAUCGGUGUCCCUUCGUACCUCGCGUCCCCGACGAAACGGCCGUGCCCGGCUCGGCCCGACCGACAUCGGAUAACGGAAGCGGCGCCGAUUCGUUCGCGGAGUGAAAACGGAACCGGGCCCCCGUUGUUCCGAGGCUGGAUUUCAUUGCGCAACCGGUCGAUCGUUCGAUCGAUCGAUCCAUCGAUCUCUAUUAUUCCAACACCUUUUGUUAACCGGCCAGCUCUCUCGGGAAACCUAAGUUUCGCUGUGACCGCGCUCGGCCGACUUAAGUGGUUCCUGCUGCAUAGCACCCCGGCACCGAGCAGCGCUCGAAGAUCGACGAUCGAGAGAUCUGUCGGAGAACGUGUUGACAAUGCGACAUUCGUCGCGCACGAUUGUUUUUUAAGAUAUCGGAUACCAUCGACGAUGGAAUCUCGUUCGGAAUGAAACGACGAUUUCAUGCGUAAUGGCAACCACGAAGUCCCGUUCGGACCAAGGAUCACGAUUUACACCGCGGAGGAUCUAAAUAUAGGUACUAUAACCUUUAUUGUUCUCACGGCGGGCCGGGAUCGACUCGACGCCGCGGAAAGAAAUCGUUUCCUCUGGCACGGAACAGAUCGUGUGUCGGAAGGAUCGCGGAAAAUCCUGUUCGAACCGAGAGACCGAUUAUUCUCUUUUAUUUGAAGAACAAAAUCACGCCGAAUCACGGCUCACAUUGUACCGGCUGGCAUUGUGCUAGUUCGAGGACUGUCCUUUUCGUUUUGUGCGGGGAGCCGGAACGAUGCGUCCACAGGGUCGCUGAGAAUUGUGAGACCGAUCCUUGUUUUUUCUAGAGAUCCAUCGAGAGAAUCACGGUUUACAUUUCGAUCGGAUUUAAAAAUACGUGCGCCGUUUGUUCGUCGAGCUCGCAGGUGGCUCGAUUUGUACUGGUUCGAGAACUGUUUCGUUCGUUUUGCGUGGGAAGCAAGAAAGAUACGUGUCGCUGGAAAUUGUGCCCGAAUCGUGAUACUGAUUCAUAUUUAUUUCAUAAAUCGAUGGAAUAACAGAUUUAUCGUUACACUCGCAGCAUCCUGGAGGCGACUCCGAUUAUUUAAGAACAACGGAGUUUGCACAUCCUUUUCAAGGAGAACGAGUACAGAUUCCAUCGAAAGGAUCACUGAAAAUCGCGAUCGAAUUCAGGGACUGAUUCUCGUUUAGUCUAAAAAUCGACUGGGCAACGAUGUACACCAUGGUGGAGAGCGUCUUAAUAAAAAUCGACUCGAUAAUUUCCGAAUAACAGGGCAUGCAUCGUUCCGCAUCCAUCGAGAAGAUCAUUGAUUUUCCUUCGAUCCAGAAGAGUUGACCGAGUCACGAUUUCCAGAGAAACUGAAAACACGUAAUCCGUCGCGUAUUGUGCUCGCAGCUUCCUGGAAUUAACUCGACUUAAUUAAGAAGCACACGCAGAAUACGUCGCGUAGCGUACGAAAAUUCUAAUUCGGAUUUUCAUUUCCUCGUUGUUCUAAUUGCAUCCUGAAUUCUCGAGCCUGGCUUUCGAAAAGCGUGGCCGAGAGGAGGACGUCCAACCAAUACUUUAAAAAGAUCGUCGAACCAAUACGCUGAGAAUAUCAUCGAAGCAAUGCUUCAAGAAGAUCGACGAACCAAUACGUAAAAGGCUGAGCCGCGUUGUCCCUUAAAUCGACUCGAUAACUAAAAAAGAAGAGUCGGAAAGGGAACGUAGAACCAGUACGUUGAAAAUAUCGUCGAACCAAUGCGUUGAAAAGAUCGUUGAACCAACGCAUUGAAAAGAUUACCAGCGUUUAAAGCAAAAGGUUGACUUCGGUUUCGUCUCAUUGUCCCCUAAAUUGACUCGAUAACUUAAAAAGAAGAGUCGGAAACGGGACAUGGAAAUUGUUACUUGAACUGAAAGGGGCUAAUUGAAAUCGGAAAAAGAAUCGUCGGAGUGGAUCGUCGAGUGUCGCGGGACCGGCGUGGGAGAUCCGCGAAUCCGCGAAGUCGAGGAUCGCGGGCGUCAGGAUCCGAGUGAUUCACUGGUGGAACGCGGUUCUGAUAUUUAAACCGAGCGGUCUCGGCGCGCGGACGGAAGCGAUCCGGGCGAGAAGGGUGUCCCAUCGAUCUUCUGGCUGGAUGGCUGCCAGAUCCGCGGCGGGUUCUCGAAUUUCCCGUUCCCACGGUAAAUCUUAGCCGGGCUAGAUCCGCGCGCGAUAGGAAGUUAGCAUGUCCGCGGGCCGGCCGAUACCGGCGAACGUGACUUCUCGGUGCACCGGUGAUAAUUAAUAAGCGUCCGGUGUAAUUUAUGUUCGCGAGUGAAAAAAGCGCGAAAACCGGCAGAAAGUGGGCAGCGCGCGGUGAAUCAUGCCCAAGGUCGGCCCGUUCGAUGAAAGUCAGCUGGCUAUUGUCCCUGAGCAACAAUCUCCGGCCGUGGUCGACUGUUAAAAGUGUGCUCCGCGAACUGUAGGCGAACGCGGCGGUAUUCCGGACAAGCACGGUAAUUGGGAUCCUUACCCUAGUUCGGACGGCUAGUAGAUCGAAGGGGUUCCGAUCGAUUCGGAGGUAUGAAGGUGAGAAGUUACCCUGGUCGCGCGGUCUUGGAGGACCCGGAACUGUUGUUGGACCCGGACGCCACCAGGGGAAGAGCCAUGGAGCUGCUUUACGAAGCCAGCUGGCGCGAGUGCGGUGUCAAUUGGACCGGCAAUGGUCGGAGCAAGGUUACCAGAGAACAGGAGGAGAGGUACCGGCAACCGUACGCGGAGGUGAUCUCUCAAUUGGAGGGUGUGCUGGAGGGCGGCAGGGUCAGCUCGUCGAUCGGCAGAGAGGACUCCGAGUCCAGGCGAUCGAGCAGCACCAACACCACGGACAGCGAGUCCGAGGUGAAUCAGAGUGGCAACAAUCAAGGUGGAUUCCUUAUACCUCGGCCGAGGCUGAUCGUACCGGUUCACACCUAUGCCAGGAGACGGCGGACCGGCGCACCACCGCCUGUCAGGAGGCGACAGAUACGCGAAGAGGGAAAGGUCGAGGUGUCACGCGACGGCAAGUACUUGAGUACUCUCGCGCCAGGAAAGGUCCUCGGCGAGCUAGCAAUCCUCUACAACUGCAAAAGGACAGCGACGAUAACAGCGGCCACCGAUUGCCAGUUAUGGGCCAUCGACCGACAAUGCUUCCAAACUAUCAUGAUGAGAACUGGCCUCUCGAGGCAGGCCGAAUACACGGACUUCUUGAAGAGCGUUCCUAUCUUCAAAAACUUACCCGAGGAAACGUUAAUCAAAAUUUCGGACGUCCUGGAAGAGACUUUCUACAACAAUGGAGACUACAUAAUCAGACAAGGAGCAAGGGGAGACACGUUCUUCAUUAUAAGCAGAGGUCAAGUGCGUGUAACGAUAAAGCAACCUGACAGUCCAGAAGACAAAUACAUCAGGACACUCGGCAAAGGUGAUUUCUUCGGUGAAAAAGCUCUCCAAGGAGACGAUCUGAGGACGGCGAACAUCAUCGCCGAUGAUCCGGAAGGUGUGAGCUGCCUGGUGAUAGACCGUGAAACGUUUAAUCAGCUGAUUUCGUCCCUGGACGAGAUCCGUACGCGGUACAGAGACGAGCUGGCGGCAGGAAGAAGAUUGAACGAGGAAUUCAGAGAACUGAGGCUGCAAGAUCUUCGGCCAUUGGCCACCCUUGGCGUGGGUGGUUUCGGAAGAGUCGAAUUAGUUCAAAUAUCUGGCGACAGCUCGAGAUCUUUCGCCCUGAAGCAGAUGAAGAAGGCUCAGAUCGUCGAGACGAGACAGCAGCAGCACAUUAUGUCCGAGAAGAGGAUCAUGGGCGAAGCCGAUUGCGACUUCAUAGUGAAGCUGUUCAAAACCUUCAAGGACAGGAAGUACCUUUACAUGCUGAUGGAGGCCUGUCUCGGCGGCGAACUGUGGACGGUGCUUAGGGACAAAGGACACUUCGACGACGGGACAACGCGGUUUUACACUGCCUGCGUUGUCGAGGCUUUUGAUUAUCUCCAUUCUCGGAACAUCAUCUACAGAGAUCUCAAACCGGAGAAUCUUCUUCUUGAUAGCCAAGGAUACGUUAAACUUGUCGACUUCGGCUUCGCCAAGCGUUUGGAUCACGGAAGGAAGACAUGGACUUUCUGCGGCACACCUGAAUAUGUUGCACCUGAAGUGAUUUUAAACAAAGGACACGACAUCAGCGCUGACUAUUGGUCCCUUGGUGUUUUAAUGUUUGAACUUCUUACGGGUACACCACCAUUCACUGGCGGCGACCCUAUGAAAACUUAUAACAUUAUUCUAAAAGGAAUUGACGCCAUCGAAUUCCCGAGGUCGAUUACACGAAAUGCAACAGCAUUGAUUAAAAAGCUUUGCAGGGACAAUCCAGCAGAGCGCCUUGGUUACCAAAAGGGUGGCAUUAGCGAAAUACAGAAACACAAAUGGUUCGAUGGUUUUAACUGGGAAGGUCUAAGAUCACGGACCCUCGAACCACCAAUCAUGCCACGUGUCCAAGGUGCCACGGACACUACAAACUUUGACGAAUACCCACCAGAUUCAGAUCCACCGCCACCGGACGAUAUAUCUGGAUGGGACAAUGAUUUUUAGCGAUUGUGAAUGUCUAUCUAAAGAUAUGAUCUAUUGUCAAGGGAAAAUCAAAACAAUUUAUUUCAUGUUCAGAGGAACGCAAAAUAGUCGAGAAACUGCUGAAAAAUAUGACUGUCGACAUCUGCAUUUAUUCUGCAAACUUCUACUAUGUGACGUGUAAAGAAUCAUAUAAUAUCGGCUAUACUGCAAGUAACGUGGAGGAUGAAGGAACUGGUUUGUGAUAGAAAGUUACAUCUUAAACAGCAUUGUUUUCAAGUACCUCCGAUUCACGUUGGUCCAUUCGAUCACCGGAAGUAAACGGAAUAGUUUCUUAUUGCAUUAUAUAGAGAGAAGAAUUAAUAAAAACUACAAUUUCAACACCGCCCAGUAUCGAAGUGAACUUAACGCGCGUCCAGCUUAGAGAAUUUAUACGACACGCAUAGAUCUGUGUUCCGUGAAAUGAAACUUGUGCGCACCACCAUAAGACGCGCGUGAAAGCGUCAAGUGCCAUGCCUGUCAGAGGUAAAGUCAAAACCUACCCCCAUGUGUAGUGCAUCCCCGCGCGAAAGUGCACAAAACGUAGUCAGCUCAACCGGAAGUAAAUUCUUGCCAUCAGACUCACAAUGUGCACGCGAUUUCGCGAAAUAAACCAUUGGAAUCUUCAUGUCCGGUUCAUUGUUGUUUGAUUCACUUUAUAGUUUAUUGUAAUAAUCCUAUUUUAAUUAAUUAUGAGAAAAAAGUGACUCUUGUAAAUAAUUGAUUAUAAAUAUAUUAGGUAAUGUCCAAUGUAUAUCGAUAUUAAAUAAAGUUUUAUUAAUGCUAACUGCA
Megalopta genalis is the source of this 5458-nucleotide messenger RNA. RefSeq names its product cGMP-dependent protein kinase for (gene for). NCBI's taxonomy places the organism in Eukaryota, Metazoa, Arthropoda, Insecta, Hymenoptera, Halictidae. Gene Ontology annotation, biological process: protein phosphorylation. Gene Ontology annotation, molecular function: cGMP-dependent protein kinase activity; ATP binding. The record is from RefSeq and is a predicted model, not a curated record.